This is a messenger RNA of Cooperia oncophora, 924 nucleotides long. Lineage: Eukaryota; Metazoa; Nematoda; Chromadorea; Rhabditida; Trichostrongylidae. The record is from the annotation of a GenBank genome assembly.
AUGGACGAGUUCAAAAAGGCGGAAGCCAUAAACGUCAUGGAUGUUCCGAUCGAAAACAGGAAAGAGGUCGCUGAUUGCAAAGAAAAAAUGAAAGGCUACCAUCGCAGUGCGCAGGAGCGCUUUAUUAUUCUCAUGAAUAAAAUAAAAGGCACAACCAGACCAACUCAUGCAACUUCGCUUCCUGGUACUUCAAGUGCUCGCGUCGCUUCUCCUGGACGAAGAGGAGCUCGACUGAAUUCCGCACCAGCGAACCACAAUUCGAACGCGUGUCCAGCCAUUCCCCCUCGGCAACAGCUUCUCAGAGGAGUGGACCCCAAAUUCGGAGAGCGCCUACUGGAUGAAAUGCUUGAUCGAACAGGCGUUCGCUUUUCUGAUGUAAUAGGUUGUGAAUCAGCGAAGGAAGCACUGGAAGAGGCUGUAAUUUUACCAGCCUUGAAUCCGGGGCUAUUCAGUGGUCUUCGUCAGCCUGUAAAGGGUAUUCUGUUGUUUGGGCCUCCGGGUAACGGGAAGACGAUGCUCGCAAAGGCUGCCGCAUCGGAAGCGCGGCAAGUCUUCUUCAAUAUUUCAGCAGCUAGUUUAACUUCGAAAUGGGUAGGAGAUGCUGAAAAAACAAUACGUAGCCUUUUCCAAAUUGCCAGGAAUGCUCAACCAGCCAUUAUUUUCAUCGAUGAGAUUGACUCGAUAUUGUGCGAUCGUUCCGAGAAGGACACAGAAGUGUCUCGAAGAAUGAAAACUGAAUUUCUCCUCCAGUUCGAUGGCGCUACUAGUAAUCCUGAUGAUCGAAUCCUUGUUAUUGGAGCUACAAAUCGACCGCAUGAGCUUGAUGACGCCGUGUUGAGGUUUAUUUAUGCUUAUAUGGGUUGGAGUAGUUAUUUUGCUUUCCUUUCUGACUAUGCUGUUUCUUUUAAGUGCAGAUGUGUAUAG